Molecule: messenger RNA, 708 nt
Organism: Penicillium brevicompactum
Lineage: Eukaryota; Fungi; Ascomycota; Eurotiomycetes; Eurotiales; Aspergillaceae
Product: translin
Exons: 8
Coding region: 1-708 (235 amino acids)
Biological process (GO): RNA metabolic process
Cellular component (GO): nucleus; cytoplasm
Molecular function (GO): RNA binding; sequence-specific DNA binding; single-stranded DNA binding
Source: RefSeq, a predicted model, not a curated record
AUGAUUGACCAACGCAUUUUUGAGGAUCUCCAGACGAAGAUUGAUGAGGAGACCACUGUUCGUGAUGAGCUCCAUGAUAUUGUGCAGAAACUUGCCAGGAGAGGGCGCUCCACUCAGGCCAUUCUGUCACGGGCUCAUUCUACGCCUGCUGAUCAACUGAAGCCCGUGCUUGACGAUGUCACCCAAGAGAUCAUUGCACAGAAGCAAGAAGUUGCUCGUCUGAAGGCUGUUGUUGACCAGCACCCCUUCUAUAAGUACAACGGACUGUGGACCCGCGAGCUGCAGAAUCUGGUUGCCUCGAUCGAGCUGACCGCUUGGCUCGGUGGCCUGCAGGAACACAAGGGCCCCAACUCAGCAUCGUUCAUGACUAUUGAAGAUGUGGGCAAGUUCCUGGAUGUCCCUGUCAACCUGAAGGAAGAAGACGCCUUCCACUUGACUAUUGAGGAGUACCUGCUGGCCCUUAUUGCCAUGGUCGAGGAGCUGUCUCGUUUGGCUGUCAACUCGGUCACACUGGGUGAUUACAAUCGCCCGAUGCAAAUCGGCUCAUUCAUUAAGGAGCUCUUUGCCGGAUUCCAACUCUUGAACCUGAAGAACGACAUUCUGCGCAAGAGGAGUGAUGGUAUCAAGUACAGCGUCAAGAAGGUCGAGGAUGUCGUCUACGACCUGUCACUGCGCAAUCUGGUUCCCAAGGGUGACCCUUCCGUUUAA